Daphnia pulex (common water flea) is the source of this 952-nucleotide messenger RNA. RefSeq lists its product as uncharacterized. The coding region runs from base 192 to 632 and encodes 146 amino acids. Lineage: Eukaryota; Metazoa; Arthropoda; Branchiopoda; Diplostraca; Daphniidae. The transcript is spliced from 2 exons. The record is from RefSeq and is a predicted model, not a curated record.
UUUUAUAUUGAGACUUGGAGAUUUGGAGUUUUCUAUUAAUGUUUAUUAUUUUCUGUUUGUUAAUGUGCAAAUUAUUAUUGAACAUUAUUGUUUGAAUUUGUUUACUGUCUAGUUAAUAAGGCGUCGAAUGCUGUUGGGUGUUGUAUUGUUGAUGGCUGGGUCGACCACUGGUGUACCGAUGUCUCCUGGGUAUGGCGGAUAAGAAAUCGCAACGCCACCGCCUUACUACUCAACUUACGCAACGACCAGUUCCUGCACCGAUGUCUUCAAGUACUACACCACCAAAGCACCGGAGUUUUAUACCACAACUUACUCUGCCCCGAGUUACUACACCAAGGCGACGGAGCAGGACUACGCAUGCUGCCCCAUCCUACUACACCGAGGCUCCCAAAUGCUAUACCGAGGUUCCCGCUAAUUACUCCACCGAAGCGGCCAAGUACUUCUCUGCCCCAAUCUACACAACCACAACUGAGGCGGCCAAGUAUUACGCUGUCCCGACUUGCUACACAAAUGCUGCUCUUUCGUGCUACAUUGAACAGAAAUACUACACUGAUGCUCCAGUCUACUACACCACGGCAGCCCUCAAGUACUACACCGAAGAAGCCGCCUAUUACACAACGUACGCUGCCUAGUUUACUACAUCGAGGAAUUUAAGUAUUACCCUGCUAACUACUACCAAACUGAGGUUCAUAUUUAUUGCAAUUCUCCCGAUUAUGUCACCACUACUUACGCUGCUCCGACUUAUACACCGAAGUUCUGAAGUAUUUCUCUGGAUGUGUUGAAAAUUAGUGAAAUACAAGAUUGAUUGAUAAAUCACAAGUGCAUCUCUCUAUUUUCUCCUUAUGUACAUUUCCUGCUGCUGAUAAUUGCAUGAAGUGAGAAAAUAUUUCUGAGUGCUAUGUUAACUUACACAAAUAAUUGAUCUUGCCAAAUACACUGAUAAAAAUUCAAA